Molecule: messenger RNA, 1274 nt
Organism: Meloidogyne enterolobii
Lineage: Eukaryota; Metazoa; Nematoda; Chromadorea; Rhabditida; Meloidogynidae
Source: the annotation of a GenBank genome assembly
UUUUUAAACUUCAAAAAAAUUUUUUCAGAAAAACAAUCAAUUACGUCUUCUACUAAUCAAAAACAACCUUUGGACGACGAAUUUAUUAAAAAUUUAAUUAACGACGAGAAAGUACCUGCCUAUGCUAGGGCUAUAAUUGAAUUAUUAGCUAAUGAUCUUUCCCUUUUGACAACAGAAAAAUUAGCUAUUUUAAAAGCUAUUGGAAAGGAUCGUUACAAACAAUUGGUUGGAAGGGGAGAAUGCUCGAAGAAGAUAGUGGUUGGAUGCCCGAUAUGUUAACCAUUCUUUGCAUUUUUCUCUUUGUUUUUGUAAUACUUUACGCUUUGCGUCAAUGGAUUAAAGGAGCACAAUUUACUGAGAAAAUUAGUGCUAGAGGAAGAGUUGCUAUUAUAACAGGAGCAAAUUCUGGAAUCGGUAUGCAAUUAGUUAGGGAACUUAAUUUGCGUUAUGUUAAGGUUUAUUUGGCUUGUAGACGUGUGUCAAGUGGAAAUGAAGCAGCGAGGGAAUUAUUUUCACGGUAUGGCUGUGAUAUGACUCGAAUGAUUGUUCGCCAUCUUGAUUUGGCAGACUUUAGUUCUGUCCAUCGCUUUGUAGAGGAAUUUAAUAGAGACGAAGAAAAGUUGGAUAUAUUAAUUAAUAAUGCUGGAAUUAUGUUCUAUCCGAAAUACCAAAAGACGGUUGAUGGGCAUGAAUUAACCUGGCAGAGCAAUCAUUUGGGUCAUUUCCUCCUAACCGAAUUAUUACUUCCCAAACUUGAACGUUCUGAAGAAGGAGGCCGCAUUAUUAAUUUAAGCAGCGCUUUGCAUUUGUUUGCAGACAGUGUUGAUCCAGAAAUUGUUGAUUCUCCCCAGCAUUUUGGGCGAUGGAAUAAUAAAACUUAUGCUCGGUCUAAAUUGGCUAACAUAAUGCAUUGUGUUGAAUUAACCCGUCGGAUUCGUUCAUUUAACAGUGCUUCAAAAGUAACGGCUAAUGCUUGCCAUCCUGGAAGUGUUGAUACUUCUCUAUUUAGAGCUGAAUUUUAUCAAAAAUAUCUAAAAGCUUUAGUUUCUCCGAUUAUUUGGUUUCUUUUGAAAACGUCACAAGAUGGCGCCCAAACUCCUCUCUAUUUGGCAUUAAGUAAAAAAGUUGCUGGUGUUUCUGGAAAGUAUUUUAGUGAAUGUAAAGAAUCCAAAAAAGUCCAUCCAAUGGUGUCUGAUCCCACAGCUUGUGAAAUCCUCUACAAUAAUAGUUUGGAACAGUGUUUAUUGGAUCGAUCAAGUAUUGCUUUGGAUUGA